Spirodela intermedia is the source of this 2753-nucleotide messenger RNA. NCBI's taxonomy places the organism in Eukaryota, Viridiplantae, Streptophyta, Magnoliopsida, Alismatales, Araceae. The record is from the annotation of a GenBank genome assembly.
AUGGUCUCUCAAGCGGGAAAGCUCACGCACGCCGUGCAGUACGAGUCCUACGGCGGCGGUGCCGCCGCCCUCAAAGUAAGUCGUGCGUUUCAUUGAAGAGGCCAAGUUUAUAGAAAGUUUGGAGUUCAAUGUUGCGAGUUCGUGGCGCUUGAUCGACUACAUGUUCUAUUUUCAUGAUUAUGCUUAUUUGUCUGUCUCUCGGAGUUUAACUUCCCACUAUUUCAAAUUGAAUGUUAGGUACCCGCUAAUCAGUUUCGGCUCUAUAUUGCACGAGGUCAAUUUAUAAUUUAAUUCAAUUUUAGGAAUGAUUUAUGACACGCAUACAUCUCUGAUUCUCAAUACAUGUGUGCAUAGAUUCAUUGAAAAAAACCUAUAUGCAGAACCAUUUUUUGUGAUAUGUUCCUGUUUUCGAAAUGUUUCAGGAAAAUAUAAGUAAUUUUUUCUUCUGUUUCUUUUCAAUUUUUGGGCGUUAUUUAAUAAUUAUUUUUCACUCUUUAGCUUCCUUGAAUAAUCAUUUCCUGACAUCUUCUUAAUGUAGCAUGUUGAAGUUUCCAUUCCUUCACCAAAGAAACAUGAGGUCUUGUUGAAGUUGGAGGCUUCUAGUAUAAACCCCGUUGAUUGGAAGAUUCAGAAGGGCAUGAUACGCCCAUUUCUUCCACGAAAAUUUCCAUACGUGCCAGGUAUUUCACUCAAGUGGUACGAGCCUUCUACUGGGCAAUGUUUGGUGUCAAUGACUUCCGAUCAUUACUUCCCGUCAGUUUAUGGCUGAUCUUUAAUCUUCUCAUGGGCAAUAUAUUGUCGGAUUUUGGUCAAGAGUGUGCUAAUCUUUCCAGCUUUUUUAUUUACAAAAUAGAAAUUUUAUUUCUGUGUUAUCAUGUAUGUAUACAUUUGCACAAGAUUAAGUGCAUAUAUUCAUGUAUUUUGUCUACGAAUUAUAAUGCUCAUGAGUUCAAGCCAUCUGUGGAUUAUUGCAUGAUUCAUGAGUUACUUGGGGCCAAAUUGAUGACGAAAAAUCAUUCAGGUGAAGGGGAUAUAUAAAUGCCCAGAUGAGAUCUCAAGCUGUCAGCAAUCUGAAACAACUUUUGAAAGCCACAGUUUGAGAUUAGACGCCCAAAAAUUUCACCAUCUAAAUAAUCUUGAAAAUGCUCUUUCAAUAUUGAUUUCAUUUUCUUGAAGUAACAUAGAAGAAGAGCCCGUGUUCUGUUGCCUCCCCGGCCCAAGAAAAAAGGGGAAUAACAAAAGGAGAAGAUAAUAUAGAGCGCAAAGCUUCAUUCAUGUUGACGAUGGUGAUAAUGUGGAUGAACUUGCAUGGAAACUCAUAUUGGCUUCCCUAUUAGAAUAUAUUCUUAUGAGUUUGAUCUCUUUUCUCCCCACAAAAAUAUAAACAACAGGGGAUAAUUUUUUCAGUAACUGGCUUGUGAGCAUUCUAUUCACUCUUGCUUGUUUCUGUCUUCUAUGCUGCAUUGUGGAUCCUUUCAAGAAUCUUACUAAGGCACUUGGUAACAUUAUAAACCUUAUUUAUACACAUGCAUAAACCGGUAGUUUCAUCAUUGAUGUAAUGGCACCCGAGGGAAUUCGUAGCCAUUAAUAUUACCAAAUAAACUGUUAUUAUAUUUAUAAUAAUGUUUUGAGCGGCAGAUUUAUCUCUUUAUUUAUUUAUUUUUGUGCUUUUAUUUUAUUUCAAAUGAACAUUUACAUAUUAUUUUCAGUGAUUCAUAUCUCAGACUACUACUACUACCGCAUAAUAAUUUUACCCCAGUUUUCCAAUUAAUUUCAUAGUAGAUCAUUCUACGGGGUUGGGCCCUGAUGACCCGGUUGCCAUGUUGCAGUCACCGACGUGGCAGGUGAGGUGGUUGAAGUGGGGUCCAACGUUGACUCUCUCAAAGCCGGCGACAAAGUGGUGUCGAUGCUCUACCUCCGGGUGAGCUCUCACGCUGCAUUAUAUUGCCUCUUAUUUUUAGUCAAUCUAUGAGCAUACGUGUAAAUCAAUUAUUCAUAAUUUUUCUCGCAGAUAAAUAAUUAACUUAAUUAAUAAUUUAUUUUUAUUUUUCUGUCAGCGAGGGGGAGGGCUGGCUGAAUAUGUGGUGGCAUCGGCUAGCAUGACAGUGAAGAGGCCUGCAGAGGUAUCCGCCGCCGAGGGAGCAGGGUUGCCAAUAGCGGGCCUCACUGCCCUCCAGAGCCUGAAAUCGGCCGGAAUCAGGUUCAAGGUUGGCAGCGAGAACGGCGCCAACAUCCUAGUCACCGCCGCGUCCGGCGGAGUGGGCUUGUACGCGGUCCAGCUGGCAAAGCUGGGCAAUUGCCACGUCACUGCCACCUGCGGAGCGAGGAACUUGGAGCUGGUGAAGAAUCUGGGUGCUGAUGAGGUGCUGGACUACAAAACCCCUGGCGGCGCCACCUUGGAGAGCCCCUCCGGGAAGAAGUACGAUGCCGUCAUCCACUGCGCCACCCGUAUCCCCUGGUCAACAUUCGAGCCCACCCUAUCGGAGAAGGGCAAGGUCAUCGACAUCACCCUUGAACCCGCCGCCAUCCUCACCGCCGCCAUCAAGAAGAUCACCUUCUCCAAGAAGCAACUGGUGCCGCUCAUCAUGUCCGCCAACAAGGAGGAGCUGGAGCUUUUGGUGGGUCUGGUGAAGGAAGGGAAGCUGAAGACGGUCGUUGACUCGAGGCAUCCUCUGAGCCAGGCAGAGGCGGCCUGGGCCAAGAGCAUCGACGGGCACGCCACGGGGAAGAUUGUUGUGGAGAUGGGGCCCUGA